CAUAACCUAAGCGUUUUUGUUUUGCCGGUGUAUCUGUACAGUUUUCUCGAAUUUCCUCCAAAAUUUCAGACGAAAUGAAAGACACUCCCGUAGAUGUAGACAAUCGGAACGUCGUGAAGAAUAGGGAAUUGCUCUAUCGCAUGAUUAUAAGUCAACUGUAUUACGAUGGAUUUCAACCUAUAGCAGCCACUUUGGCGGCUGCCGUCCACGCUGACCCACCGUGUCCACCCAGCGACAGGCUUCUCAACCUGAUGAUGGUGGGUCUACAGCACGAGCCGGACCGCAAGGACCGUCUCGCAGCCUCCAGCGGGGCUGAGCAUCUACUUGGGACCACUGGCUUUGACCUAGAAUUUGAAAUGGACGCGUCAUCUCUCGCCCCGGAGCCGGCUACGUACGAGACAGCAUAUGUUACGUCACACAAGAUGGCGUGCCGCGCAGGCGCGUUCAGCGCGUGCGGGCAACUGGUGGCCACUGGUAGCGUUGACGCUAGCAUCAAGAUUCUGGACGUGGAGCGUAUGUUGGCUAAGUCGGCUCCGGAGGAGGUGGACCCUGGGAGGGAGCAGCAAGGACACCCCGUCAUCAGGACACUAUAUGACCAUACGGAUGAGAUAACAGCUUUGGACUUCCACCCUCGCGAGCAGAUCCUGGUCUCCGCCUCCCGGGACUGCUGCAUCAAACUCUUCGACAUCGCCAAGGCAUCCGCUAAGAAAGCCUUCAAAUCUAUUACUGACGCUGAGCAAGUGCUUUGUGUGGCGUUCCACCCGCUUGGCGACCACAUCAUAGCGUCGACCACGCACCCAGUAAUACGCCUGUACGACGUUACCACCAGCCAAUGCUUCGUCUGCCCCAUACCCUCCCACCACCACACCAAGCAGGUGCACACCAUCAAAUUCUCUCCGAACGGCAAAUACUUUGCGAGCGGCAGCGCGGACGGCUCAGUGAAGCUGUGGGACACCGUCUCAAACCGUUGCUUCAACACGUUUAUAAACGCACACGACGGCGCUGAAGUGUGCUCCGUCGCUUUUACACGUAAUAGCAAGUAUCUCCUAACGUCUGGUUUGGAUUCUUCCAUCAAAUUGUGGGAGUUGGCAAGCAGCAGGUGCCUGAUACAAUACACUGGCGCCGGCACCACAGGCAAACAAGAGCACCACGCGCAAGCAGUGUUCAACCACACGGAGGACUAUGUGAUGUUCCCUGAUGAGGCCACCACGUCACUCUGCACCUGGCACUCCAGGAACGCCAGCCGUUGCCAGCUCAUGUCGCUUGGACACAAUGGCGCGGUCAGGUUCAUCGUUCACUCGGGCACUGCGCCGGCGUUCCUAACCUGCAGUGAUGAUUACCGAGCGAGGUUCUGGUAUCGACGUAACACACAUUAAAAUCGACUAGAAUCGCCACUAAGAUGUUGUGAAAAGGCGAAAGCAAUGAGGAACUCUCCUGAAGGCUCUGCAUGGUAACCAUGCCGCGCGCGGCGCGAAUUAUAUCGAGGCCUUCAACCAAUAGCCGUUCAACGUCCAUCUACGUAGAUAGCAUUCGUAUCGUUUAUUGGUCGAAGCGCUCGAUAUAAUUCGCGGCGCGCGCGGCGCGGUUGUCAUGGUUACCCCAAAAAAGAUAUCAAUGGCGCUGUGUAUCCUGUUGCCUAUUUUCUCACUGCUCGGGUACAUAAUUAUUCAAAAAUAUAAUGUAAUGGCAGACGCAUAUGAACAGGGUGUUAGUGACAUCGUAACGAAAACUUUUGAGGAUGAUUCAGACCAUGAUUCUGAGUUGAUAUCAAGUGGAAUUUCCUGUCGGAAAAUUCAUGAAAAAUUUUAGAUUUUUUUUAAAUUUUUUCAGUUUCUUAUUAUGCUUUAAGUUUCAAAAAAGUCAGAUUUAAAAUAAAAAAUAAAAAGACGAAUUAUUAAAAACCGUCAAUGUAAAUCGAAAAACGCGAAGUCGCUAAACAGUACCACACCUCGGUCACUUCAUACAAAACACCUCGUUUUACAGACACUACACAUUGACGUUAUCGUACACGCGCAUCUGUGUGUGUGACGUCUGACGCCAUACGAUUCAAGACUAAAGUAAGACCGAGGGGGUGAGGUAAACCUAGCUCAGCUGCUGGUGGGGAGCGGAGUUGCCGUUAUAUACUUCUUUCGUACGUUUAUAAUAUUUUUUUAACAUUUGUAGGUUCUCUAGACUGUCAAGUAGCGAAUAAUAAUUUCGAUCACCUUAAUGAAAAUAAGAAUAAGAAUACAUUGUUUUAAGUUUACGCGGUUGUUAUCAUAAUUAAAACACAUAAUAACGGGUUCUUACCGCGUUUAAAUGGGGAUAUAAUAUCGGGAGUCUCAUAUCCCCAUUUAAACGCGGUAAGAACCCGUUAUUAUGUGUUUUAAUUAAGAAUAAGAAUAAAAUAAGUUAAUUGCCAGUAACAAUUUACAUUGGCUAUAACAACUAGGUAAUUAUGAAUAUUACGAAUACGGGCAAUAGGAAAUGGCUCAGCUUGUGCUGUGAUGGAGCCAUGCUAUGGCGCCAUCCAGCGCUGGUUUUCAGUCAUUUCCUCUUCCUGGGAUAUUGUGCGGAAUUAUUUGUAAUUGUCAAUUGUGAACGAUAAUAAUUCUGUUCUCGUUGUUCGAUUUACAUUGUGGCGCAGCAAAAUCGAAAUGUUAUUUAAACAUUUCCCUCAAAAAACAUCAACCUUCGAUUUUAAUACAAUCAAGUAGACAUUCUAUUUUUUUUCUUUCGUUACGGUGUCACUAACACAAUGUGUAUACACUCGUAAAAUUCUUAUAAAUGUAAGUAAGUUUGUGUAUUUUUUUGAUAAACUCUGCGUUAGAUUAAGUUUAGGUUAAAAAUAUUCUGAAUAAAAUGUGAUGCAUUUAA
Messenger RNA from Pectinophora gossypiella (pink bollworm), 2856 nucleotides. It is a transcript of the gene CstF50, whose product is annotated as cleavage stimulation factor subunit 1. Bases 75 to 1376 code for a protein of 433 amino acids. Gene Ontology annotation, biological process: mRNA 3'-end processing. The transcript has 11 exons. Gene Ontology annotation, molecular function: RNA binding; protein binding. NCBI's taxonomy places the organism in Eukaryota, Metazoa, Arthropoda, Insecta, Lepidoptera, Gelechiidae. Gene Ontology annotation, cellular component: mRNA cleavage stimulating factor complex. The record is from RefSeq and is a predicted model, not a curated record.